AUGGCGGCUCAACACCCAAAAGCGGCGCUCCUGUUGUGUGAAGUGGUGAUGGAGAUCCUCUCUUGGGUUCCAGCAAAGCCUCUCACGCGCCUCAAGCUUGUGUGCAAAUCAUGGAACUCCAUCAUCUCCCACCCUCACUUCGUCAAACUUCACCUUCACCGUUCACCCAAAAAUGCCAUCCUCCUCUUUACGCGAACACACUUCGGCGAAGAAGGAAAACAGAGCAUAGUGUUGAGUAGCGUUGAAUCUUUCAUCCAAAAUCCAUCAUCCACUCUUGAUGUUCAAGAGAAUCGCCGCCCUUUUCACGUAGAAGACUGGGUUUCGGGUUCAUGCAACGGGUUGGUUUGUGUGGCCCAUAUCGUUCUUUGCCGCCCCAACAACGGUAUUAGCGAUAUCUGGUUUCGUUUAUGGAACCCUCUCACAGGGUUUGUUUCAGAGAACUCGCCGUGCUUACGUGUCAAUGCGCAUAAUUCUUUUGGAUUUGGGUAUGAUGAGUCAAGUGACAGUUACAAGCUUCCGUGGCAGUUCUUGGAAGACGAUCAACAGUUUCCCUGCUUUUCCGUUUUAUCCUGA
Arachis duranensis is the source of this 573-nucleotide messenger RNA. Its product is annotated as putative F-box protein At3g21120. The record is from RefSeq and is a predicted model, not a curated record. The transcript is spliced from 2 exons. NCBI's taxonomy places the organism in Eukaryota, Viridiplantae, Streptophyta, Magnoliopsida, Fabales, Fabaceae. The coding region runs from base 1 to 573 and encodes 190 amino acids. Gene Ontology annotation, molecular function: protein binding.